Morone saxatilis (striped sea-bass) is the source of this 1967-nucleotide messenger RNA. It is a transcript of the gene slc25a15a, whose product is annotated as solute carrier family 25 member 15a. The transcript is spliced from 7 exons. Gene Ontology annotation, biological process: mitochondrial L-ornithine transmembrane transport. Gene Ontology annotation, molecular function: L-ornithine transmembrane transporter activity. The record is from RefSeq and is a predicted model, not a curated record. NCBI's taxonomy places the organism in Eukaryota, Metazoa, Chordata, Actinopteri, Moronidae. Bases 341 to 1252 code for a protein of 303 amino acids.
GGCGCUAAGAAAACGGAAGUACAGUGAGAUUACAGGCACAUUAAAAACCAGAGCAUGGCUGAAUUUCAAGGAAAUUCAACUCCUGCCCUCCGUUCUCGAAAAUGUUAGUUUCAUUAUGUGAAAUCAGAUGCUCAUAUGGAAACUUACUAAGAAUUAAGGGUGGAUACCAGUCCGUGUAUUUGACAGGGUCAGACUCAUCUUUUGCCCAUAUGGAGCAACGUGCUGUGAGCUUGUAGCACAAUACAUGUUUUACUGUUGCUGUUUGUGAGGGAAAGAUUAAGAUCAACACGAGUGAUAAACAGCAGCAGACUGAGGAGACUACAGGUUCAUUAUCAUCAUUAUGGCUACACAGCCCAUGAUCCAGGCAAUCAUUGACUUCUCAGCAGGAGCAAUAGGUGGUACAGCCUGUGUGCUGAGCGGUCAGCCGUUUGAUACCACAAAGGUGAAGAUGCAAGCGUUCCCCACAAUGUACCGUGGCUUCGCCCACUGCUUCGUGUCUACCUUCAGGCAGGCAGGACUACGUGGUUUCUACAAAGGCACGACCCCGGCCCUUUUGGCCAACAUCACUGAGAACGCUGUGCUCUUCUUGAGUUAUGGCCUCUGCCAGGAUGCGGUCCGCUUUGUGUCCAGUAUGGAUAAAGGGGCCAAUCUCAGUGACAUUCAGAAGGCAUCUGCAGGGUCUUUAGCCUCCAUCUUCUCCGCCACGGCGAUAUGCCCCACAGAGCUGGUGAAAUGUCGCCUUCAGGCAAUGCAUGAAAUGGAAGCAGCUGGCAAGAUUGCAAGUGGACAGAGAAGCACAAUGUGGACAGUAGUGAAGACAGUGUUGAAGAAAAAUGGUCCCCUGGGUUUCUACCAAGGAUGGUCCUCCACCAUUGUGAGGGAGAUACCAGGUUACUUCUGCUUUUUUGGAGCCUAUGAAAUGUGUCGGUCUAAAUUUGCACAGUACAAGGGCACGGACAAGGACAGCAUAGGUAUUCUUCCACUCAUGUUCAGCGGUGGAUUUGGGGGAGCUUGUCUUUGGGUGAUGGUCUACCCCAUAGACUGUGUGAAGUCCAGGAUCCAGGUCUACUCAUUAGCUGGGAGGCAAGAGGGCUUUAUGAAGACCUUCAUGGGUAUCCUACGCACUGAGGGGUUCACUGCUCUGUACUCUGGCCUGACUCCUACCUUGAUUCGCACCUUCCCUGCCAAUGGAGCCCUCUUCCUGGCUUAUGAGCUCAGUCGCAAGUUUAUGAUGGAGACAGUUGGUGCCUGAUGUGGCGGACCUUUACACUCGAAGGACGUAUUCUGCAAAACCCUGCAUGGUCCUGUUAAAUUAGUUUUAUUGUGUCCUGGUGUUUGAUUAAACUUGAAAGAAAAGUAAAUGAUGCAUAUAUUGGUGCUUUGAGUAUGGCUGUAUUUCAAUAUCAAAUUUAAUGUGCUGACCACAGUAAUUUAAAAUAUAGUUCUUAACAUCAAUGAGUCUUCUGUAAUACUUAGAGACCAAUUAUAUAACUUUUCUACCUUAAAAUAACAGCUUCAAAAUCAUUUUAAUGCUACACUAUGACCUGUAAUAUGGUGAAUAGUGUCUCUGUCAUUCCCACUCUGCACCAUCUGUUCUUGCACUUUGUAACUUUCAUAUUUUGUGGACAAGAUGUCUUCUGGUUUUCUCUCUGAUGUCCUCUGGCUGCUCUGCCUCAAGUCUCUGUGAUUUACAGAGUUUCUUGAUGGGCAGUAAAGUAACGGCUGUGAAAUGUAGCUGCUAUUUAGAUUAUAUCCAAAAGUUCAAAGGUCAACUUCAGUGUGACCAGGGCUGGGACAGUUACUUUAAAAAUGUUAGCCUAUACAAUUACAGAUUUUAAAAUGUAAUCAGUAACAUAAUUCAAGUAUCAUUAUGUCAAAGUUACUUGGAUUACCUCAGUACGAAAUAUGCAAAUAAAUAAAAUGUGUUAAUAAUGUUAAUAAUAUAUGAUGUGUUUUCUUAAAAUAAC